CGGCAGCAAGCCUCAAAUGCCCCCUUAUCCUCUUCCGAAGACUCUGACAAUGAUUCGGACGCGGAGUCGGAGUCUUCCUAUGACUCUUCCUACGAAGGAGAUUAUGAGGAAGGAAAUGACGUUCGCGACGCUCUGGCCUACCGGCGAUCCCGCGAGGAAUUAGCCCAAUUGGAGAACACUCCUGAGGCGAACUUCGAGCUGUUCUCGGAAGUCCUCGACAGCAAGCGAUUGAAGAGCAUGCACGAGGAGGAGGACAAAGAGAUUUUGGCACAGUCUGACCCUUUUGAUUUCCCCAAAGACCCAGAGAAUUGGAGGGAAGAAGACUUGGGGGAGUUUUGGGCGGAUGGUCCAUUGGAAAUUGGGGGAACGGGUUGGGACCCGGUUUGGGCAGAUGAAGAUGAUUGGGAAUACGUGCGGGAGGAGCUUGCUGCCGGAAGGAAACCACCCAUUGCCCCAUUUUAUGUGCCAUUCCGGAAGUACAAUCCUGCGAUACCCGAUAACCAUUUCGACAUAUCUACCCCCAAGGCCGUAAUUGAAGAGUUGGAUAGGAUUGAGGAAUUCCUCCAAUGGGUCAGCUACAUUUUUCCUGAUGGCAGCUCGUAUGAAGGCACUGUUUGGGAUGAUAAUGCUCAUGGAAAAGGUGUUUAUGUUUCUCCAGAGGGGCUAGUCAGGUAUGAAGGCGAAUGGCUCCAAAAUGACAUGGAGGGUCAUGGCGUCAUUGAAGUUGAUAUUCCUGAUGUUGAACCUGCUCCUGGUUCCAAGCUUGAAGCGAAGAUGCGUGCUGAAGGGAAGAUUAUAUCAAGGGAUUAUAUGUCCCCUGAAGACAGAGAAUGGCUUGAGAUGGAUAUUGAAGAUAGUUAUAAUCUUGCUGAUGGGACCUAUGAAAUUCCAUUUUAUGAUAAUGAUGAAUGGGUUGAACAAUUUGGAAGAAAACCGGAGAAAGGUCGUUAUCGGUAUGCUGGUCAAUGGAAACAUGGAAGAAUGCAUGGAUGUGGUGUAUAUGAAGUCAAUGAGCGUACGGUUUAUGGAAGAUUUUACUUUGGAGAAAUGUUGGAUGAUUCUGAGGGCUGUGAUGACGAAACUUCUGCGCUGCAUGGUGGUAUAGCAGAAGUGGCUGCUGCAAAGGCUCGCAUGUUUGUCAACAAGCCUGAUGGAAUGGUUAGAGAAGAGAGGGGUCCAUAUAGUGAUCCUCAACACCCCUACUUCUAUGAAGAAGACGAUGUGUGGAUGGCACCAGGCUUCAUCAACCAGUUCUAUGAAGUCCCUGAUUAUUGGAAGACAUAUGUGCAUGAAGUAGAUCAGGAAAGGGAAAUGUGGUUGAACUCCUUCUACAAGGCUCCACUUAGGAUACCCAUGCCAGCUGAACUUGAAUACUGGUGGUCAAAAGAUGAGACUCCUGAGUUUAUCCUUAUUAACAAGGAACCUGAGCCUGAUCCUGAAGAUCCAUCAAAGCUCAUAUAUACUGAGGAUCCUCUCAUCCUUCACACACCAACUGGACACCUAAUUAAUUAUGUUGAAGAUGAGGAACAUGGAAUACGUUUAUUUUGGCAACCACCCUUAAACAAGGGUGAGGAUGUGGACCCAGAGAAGGCCCACUUUCUUCCCCUUGGUUAUGAUGAGUUUUUUGGACGAGAGAAAAGGGAUGGAAAGGAUGGCAUAUUGAUGCGUGUUGUGCUAGCAGCGGAAAAUGCUUUGAAGCCAUUAUUUAAUAAUUUGGAGAAAUGGACUGAAGAGCAGAAGAAAAAUAGUGAAAUGAAAAAGAAGGCAUUGGAGAAAGAACUUGAACUGGUAGAAGCUGAGUUGUCUCUGGAAGAGGCAGUUGCAGAUUUGGAUGAAUUGUUGAGAAGAAGAGAGGAAGAGGAGGAAAAAAAGGUGGAAAUGGGUUUGCUAGAAGAAGAAGAAGAAGACACUGCUGAAACCAAUCAAGAUGGAGAAGCUCGCAUAGCAGAGGAGGAAGUGAAAGAGGAGGAGGAAGAAGAUGGAGACGGAGACGAAGAUGAGGAUGAGGAUGAUGUUGCACAAUCAAGCUUCGGCUCCAUUGAACAGGAACAGUCAAGAGAUAGCCAGAAGGGUAGCAAACCUGGGAAAUCACCAUUUUCUACAUCUUCACUCUUUUUCGCAUCUAAUAGCCUUGUUUCAGGGGUUCCGUUCAGGAUGCAAAGUCCCUUUUUCCUGUUGAAAAAGGGUAAAUCAAAAUCACAGUCGACUCCUCCUUUGUCUGCUGACGACUUCAGUAAUGUGAGAACAUUUGAUUCAGUUAGUUUUCGUCCAGUUAUUGGCCAGAAGAGAAGUUUGAAGGCUAUUGGCCAAACACUUGGGAGGGUCAAGGUAAAAAGCCAUUCAGAUAGGAAAUGUUUUAAAGUGCGUUCAUUGUCUCGGACCCCAUGCCAUUCCCCGGAUUCUUCGAGUUUUAGAAACAAGUUAGAAGAGACUGGAACGAGGAGGGGCAUGUGGUUGCAUACAGCACCAGGGAGGGAUUUAGACAGUGUAUUGUCUUUGCAUACACCAGUGCAUAGUUUGAAGCAUAUAGAGAGAGAGUGUGUUGGCGAAUGGGAUUCUUUUUAUCCAAAUAUGCCAACUGUGAAUCCAAGUAUCUUCAUUUUCAGUUGAAUAAACUGGGGAAAGGAAAAGAAAGAUGAGCAUGAAAGGAAUGAGGGGGAUUAUUCUUUUUUGUUUUUUUUUUACCGUCUUAUUUUUGUCUGUAAUGGUGAGGUUGAAAAAUGAAAACUUUUUGUGAGAUUUAUGCCACUCGCUGCCGGAAAGGAAUUUUCCAUUAGAAUUGUUGGAUAUUGUUUGCAUUUCA
Neltuma alba is the source of this 2803-nucleotide messenger RNA. Its product is annotated as protein TIC 100. The annotation marks the transcript as partial. Lineage: Eukaryota; Viridiplantae; Streptophyta; Magnoliopsida; Fabales; Fabaceae. The record is from RefSeq and is a predicted model, not a curated record. The transcript has 11 exons.